Messenger RNA from Geosmithia morbida, 3504 nucleotides. RefSeq names its product AT hook. The transcript has a single exon. Gene Ontology annotation, biological process: mitotic cell cycle. Bases 1 to 3504 code for a protein of 1167 amino acids. NCBI's taxonomy places the organism in Eukaryota, Fungi, Ascomycota, Sordariomycetes, Hypocreales, Bionectriaceae. The record is from RefSeq and is a predicted model, not a curated record.
AUGGAUUCGUCGCCCAAGCGAGUGACGCGUGCCCGGGCUGCAGCUAAGGCUACCGAGCCCGCGGUGAGGACGACUCGCAUAGUCACGGCCGCCGCCAAGGCUAGAACAGCACCGGCUUCUGCUGCCCCUGCUGCCGCUGCUCCCACGAGGUCUACAGCCGCUAAGCGCAAGGCGAGGGCCGACGACUCGGACGACGAGCAGGACGUCCCGCAAGGUACACGCAACAGGAAGACAGCCAGGACACGCCUCCGCAGCAACACUCCUGCUGAGGAGCCUCCCAAGACAACAGUACGCGGUCGGCCGGCAAAGAAGCAGGCUACCGAGGCCUCCAAGGCCCAAGCCUCUGCUGCCGUCCUGCCGACCAGGACCACUCGAGCAGUAGCAGCCAGAUCCCAGCCUGAGCCGGCUAGGAGAACAACGACGCGUUCCCGGUCUUCUGCAACCGCCGCGACCGCCUCCUCUGCCGCUGCGGCAAAGCCCCCGGUGCGCAAGACGGUAAAGUUCCAGGACACAGGCAAGGAGAAUGUUGCUCCUGGAGCUAAGAAGGAGCCUGUCGCCACCGCCACAACCACGGGAGGCAUUCGUGGACGUCCCGCACGCCGGGGUGGCAGCACUACGGCAGUCCGGAGCACAAGGAAGCCCGCCACUCAGGCCGCAAGCAAGUCGGAGGACAAAAAAGAGAAGAAGAAGCCUCUCAGCCCUAGAAAGGUGACGCAGGUUCCCAUGCAGCGUGCCAAUGAGUCUGAAGAUGAGCUGGCUGGUGACGACAACGACGAUAACGAUGACGAACCGAAGCCCUUGAUGAUGAGCCCCAUCAGGCCCCCAUUGAGCAGUGCCAAGUCGAGCAGUGCCUCCAACGAAAGCGUCCACAACGAGCAGGAUGACGACUCAACAGUAACGAUCAACAAUGCCAUCCUCAACGCGCCUGACCUAGGUGCCAUCACCUUUGGCUCGCCCCCCCGGCGCGCGCCUGCCUUACCUGCCAAAGACACCAUGAGGUCCCCGGCCCGCAAAAUCGGCGCCAUCCCCUUACCAGGCUCUGCGCUCAAGCCGGCUGUUAACAUCACUGGCGGCGCGUCAGACCAUAUCUCCUCCCCAUCAAAGAGCGCUUUCCUUCACUCUCCUGCCAAACGUCCGCCUUCCCCCAUCAAAGCCCUCGCCUUCCCCUCUCCUUCCAAGACACAGCAGACACCAUCAUCGGUAAAGAGGUCAUUCCUGCACUCACCAGCUAAACGGGCUAUGCCCGGUCUGAAGCCCCUGGUAGAAAACCUCCGGAGGGAACAUGCUGCUGAGAUCAUCGCAUCUCCGCAGAUGAAACCCCUUGCCGUAUCGACACCAGGUCAGGGAGCGGUCAAGACACCGUCUGAGAGGCUUCUUAUGGAUGGCCAGUCUGGAGACCUUCAUAAUGAUGAGGAUGACAUCGAGGAGGGAGAUGAUGACGAGCCCUUCAAGGAGCCCAUGGAGAAGAUCAAGUUUCCCGGACGUCUUUCUGCUGUGAUGCCUCGAGAGGUCGACGAUGACGUGCAUAUGGAGGAGGUUAAGCAGCCAGUGGAAGACGUUGUUACCGACAACCAAGCCUCGAUUAGGGAGGACGAAGGCGAGGCUUGUGGAGAGGCCGACGCUUCUUCCCAGUCACUGGAUCUGGUCCAGGUCGCAGAUGAGGCCGGCGAGCCUGUACACACAGAACCAGAGGUUCAAGAUGAGAUCUGCGUAGAUACCGGUGACUUGGCUUCCAGCGACGGAUCGCCGUCGGCGGAAGCUGUUGAGCAGCACCAAGACCCCCGAUACCAGCUCCGCCGGAAGGACCUCAACCCUUGCCAUGACAUGGACUCCGAGGUGGAAAGCGAGACGGCGUCACCUGCCAAGAGCCACUCGGACACGCCCACACGAUCUUUCUCUAAGAGCAACUGUCGCAGGUCGACCAUCGGCUUCACUUCCCUCACUGAGCAGUUUGGCUUGUGGUCUACAACAAGCCCUACCAAGGAGCCCAGUGUUGGCCCGCAGGCACAGUCUGUUACUACGCCGGUGGUUGAGGAGCCUUCUCAGAGUCAUUUCUUUGAUGACGAGAUGCAAUCCCGUUCGGAGCCCAGGGUCUACGACAAAACGGAGGAGGAGCCUGCCAGGGGAAUGCAUGAUGAGUCUUCGUCCACGGACGAGGUGUCCUGGAACGAUGAGGACGUUGCUUUUUCUCAGGAGGCAGAAGACAUAUCUCGUAUGACGCCACAGCAAGCUGAUAGGAGCUUCCAGCACCAGUCCCACGAUGACAGUCUCUCAGACGCCAGCCAGGAGUACGGUGACGAGAAUGAAGCACCGCCCAUGAUGGAAGAGCCUGUUCCCGUAACUCCCGAACGUCCUCAGAGGGUGCCGGCCUUCUUCCCCCACACCACGACGAAGGUGCCGCUGAAGCCAGCCGACAACUCCACCCCAAGCCCCCUCAAGAAGCAGAGCUUUAGCAUGUCCCGUGUCAGUUCGCGUCGCACAUCACUAGGUGUCCCCAACAUUGCUGCGACGGCCAACUCGCUAUCGCCGUCAAAGAGAAGAAGGCCUAGGACCCCUCGGAAGGUAUCGGCACCUCCUGCCACGCCAUCUACGCCUAUGCCCAAGACACCCAAUACGGACGACGACUCUGUUUCGACUCUCGGCACCCCCGGAUUCACGCGCCCCGACCUUGACCGCAACCUCCUCCGUGGCGCUGUUGUGUUUGUGGAGGCGCGCACGAGCGACGGCGGCGACGCCAGCGGGCUCUUUACAGAUCUCCUCAAGCAGAUGGGUGCUCGGUGCAGGAAGACGUGGAACUGGAACCCCAGGGACUCGGCUACCGGCGAUGCCGGGUCCGAUAAGAUUGGCAUCACGCACGUCGUGUACAAGGAUGGCCGACCGCAGACACUGGAAAAGGUGCGCCGCUCUCGCGGCCUCGUGCAGUGCGUCGGAGUGAGCUGGGUGCUUGACUGCGAGCGCGAAAACGAGUGGCUCGACGAGGCUCCCUACUGCGUCGACUCCAGCCUCCAUGCGCACAGCGGGCGUCGGAGGAAGAGCAUGGAGCCCAAGGUUCUGGGAAACAUGAACGGAACGCUGUAUGACAGCGGCUCCAGAAGUAGCCGCCGGGAGAGCUCGGCAUGGAUGCACACCCCCUCGGACCAGGACGCGGAGGAACAGCAGGACGACGAUGACAUUGACUGGUCCAAGUACAUCCUCACGCCUGUCCCCAAGACUCCCGCGCCCGAGGCCAUUGCCAAGUAUGCAGCUGAGCUCCCCGAGACACCUGGCAAUGAAGACGAUGACGAAGACGGCACGUGCAUGUCGCCCACGAUGGAGGCCCUAGUCACCAAGACGUGCCCGCCUCCCAAGAAGAUGCUGUCUGUCCAGGACAUGGGUGUGUCCCGCAGUCUGUUUGGCCGCGAAAGCCAGGAUGAGCAAGUUGUCAAGAGGCUACUAGCGGCUAAGCGUAAGAGUCUGCAGUUUGCGCCCAAGAUUGCCAGUCCCUUGUCCAAGACUUGGAAUUAG